GCAGAGUUGAGCCCGUCAGAGAGGAAGAAGAACAAGAAGAAGAAGAACAAGAAGAGUUAAAGACAGACGGAUUAAAGAGGACAGGAGCUGAAUCUGGACAUCAUGUCUCUGCGGGACGAAUUGUUGAAAUCCAUCUGGCACGCGUUCACAGCUCUGGAUGUGGACAAGAGCGGCAAAGUCUCCAAAUCUCAGCUCAAGGUUCUGUCCCAUAACUUAUGUACAGUGAUGAAGAUCCCACACGACCCCGUGGCGCUGGAGGAGCACUUUAAAGACGAUGACGAGGGUCCGGUCUCCAACCAGGGCUACAUGCCAUACCUCAACAAGUUCAUCCUGGAUAAGGUGACGGGUAACUUCGACCGUCAGGACUUCAACAAAAUGUGCUGGACGUUGUCCUCGAGGAAGAACCUGGAUCAAAGCAAGCUGCUCAUCUCCAACGACGACGCCUUCAAGAUCUGGUGUAUCUUCAACUUCCUGUCUGAGGACAGAUACCCGCUGACCAUCGUCACUGAGGAGAUUGAGUACUUCCUGCGUAAGUUGACGGAGGCGAUGGGGGGCAGCUGGGUGGAGGAGCGUUUCGAGGACUACAAGCUGCAGCUGAACUCGAAGCAGCAGAGUCUGAACGCCUGGGAGCUCAUCAGCCUGGUGGGCUCGGGUCACUUCAGUAAAGGCAUGGACCGCCAGACGCUCUCCAUGGGCAUCAACGAGGUCUACCAGGAGCUCAUCAUGGACGUGCUCAAACAGGGCUACAUGAUGAAGAAAGGUCACAAGAGGAAGAACUGGACGGAGCGCUGGUUCCUGCUGAAGCCAAACUCCAUAUCUUACUACGUGGGCGAGGACCUGGCUGAGAAGAAAGGAGAUAUCUUAUUGGAUGGAAACUGCAGCGUGGAGCCACUUCAGGACAAAGAAGGAAAGAAAUGUCUCUUUCUCAUCAAGUCGUCACAUAAAAGCUUUGAAAUCAGCGCGUCGGACAAGAAGAAGAAGCAGGAGUGGAUCCAGGCCAUUCAGACCUGUGUGAACCUGCUGCGUCAGGGUCGGCCGGCGCCGCACCGCGAGGCUCGACAGAAGCGCCGGGAGCUGCGUCUGAAGCAGCAAGCUGAGCAGGAGGAGCUGGAGCUGAGGAUGAGCGAGCUGCAGACGGCUAACGAGGCCAAACAACAGGAGCUGGAGAACAUGCGGAAGGCUCUGGAGGAGGCUGCGGCUAACGCAGCAGAAGAAGAACGAAGGCGUCUUCAGACCCAGACUGAACUCCAGGACCGAUACAGGACGGACCUGGAGAGAGAGAAAAUGGUACGGCAGCAGAUGGAGGAGCAGGUGGCCCAGAAGUCCACUGAGCUGGAGCAGUACCUGCAGCGAGUUCAGGAGCUGGAGGACAUGUACCGCCAACUGGAGGACGCGCUGGAGGAUGAGCGGCGUGCCAGACAGGAUGAGGAGGCCGUCAGGAAGCUGCAGGCACGGUUACUGGAGGAGGAGGCUACAAAGAGGGCGGAGCUAGAGGAGUUCCACCUGCGGCAGCAGCUCGCCAUCUCAGAGACAGAGGCUGAGAAAAAGGAGCUGGAGAAGGAGCGUCUGGCCAAAGAGAGCGCCCUGCAGGCCGCCAUGAAACAGCUGGAGCAGCUGGAGCAGGAGAGGCAGGGGGCGCUGGAGCAGUACCAGACGGUGAUGAAAAAACUGGAAGACGCAACAAACAACACAAAAACCUGGAAACACAAAGUGGCUGAACACGAGGGAAUGUUACGACUCAUCCAACCAGGGUCAAAGGGACAGCAGCUCAUCACCAACUGGGGCCCAGCGGCCUUCUCUGAUGCAGAGCUCAGUCUGAGGCAGAAGAAGUGGCAGGAGAUGAAGAACCAGACGACCCAGGCCCAGUAGGUCCUCAUCUCAACCCUGAACCUUAAACAUGUCCGCCACUCAGAGGAGACGAGGAGAUGAAGAGAGAGGGCUGCUGGGAUACAACAGGUCUGAGGAGGGACUGGGAGGAGUUCUCUGGAUGUUCAGUGUCCACAUAAAGCAUUUAUCAUGAGGGGGCAUUAAAUAACCAUCUGUAAAUCUGUAGUGGGAACCAGCACCUGUAGAGCUGGUUUAAACAAGUCAGUGUAGACCACAAGUCUCUGUCAGCGUAGACCACCACUGAUUAAACAAGUCUCUGUCAGCGUAGACCACCACUGAUUAAACAAGUCUCUGUCAGCGUAGACCACCACUGAUUAAACAAGUCUGUCAGCGUAGACCACCACUGAUUAAACAAGUCUUUGUCAGCGUAGACCACCACUGAUUAAACAAGUCUUUCAGCGUAGACCACCACUGAUUAAACAAGUCUCUGUCAGUGCAGACCACCACUGAUUAAACGAGUCUCUGUCAGCAUAGACCACCACUGAUUAAACAAGUCUUUGUCAGUGUAGACCACCACUGAUUAAACAAGUCUGUCAGUGUAGACCACCACUGAUUAAACAAGUGUAGACCACCACUGAUUAAACGAGUCUCUGUCAGCAUAGACCACCACUGAUUUAACAAGUCUCUGUCAGCGUAGACUACCACUGAUUAAACAAGUCUCUGUCAGCGUAGACCACCACUGAUUAAACAAGUCUGUCAGCGUAGACCACCACUGAUUAAACAAGUCUUUGUCAGCGUAGACCACCACUGAUUAAACAAGUCUCUGUCAGCGCAGACCACCACUGAUUAAACGAGUCUCUGUCAGCAUAGACCACCACUGAUUAAACAAGUCUUUGUCAGUGUAGACCACCACUGAUUAAACAAGUCUGUCAGUGUAGACCACCACUGAUUAAACAAGUGUAGACCACCACUGAUUAAACGAGUCUCUGUCAGCAUAGACCACCACUGAUUUAACAAGUCUCUGUCAGCGUAGACUACCACUGAUUAAACAAGUCUCUGUCAGCGUAGACCACCACUGAUUAAACAAGUCUGUCAGCGUAGACCACCACUGAUUAAACAAGUCUUUGUCAGCGUAGACCACCACUGAUUAAACAAGUCUCUGUCAGCGCAGACCACCACUGAUUAAACGAGUCUCUGUCAGCAUAGACCACCACUGAUUAAACAAGUCUUUGUCAGUGUAGACCACCACUGAUUAAACAAGUCUCUGUCAGUGUAGACCACCACUGAUUAAACAAGUGUAGACCACCACUGAUUAAACGAGUCUCUGUCAGCAUAGACCACCACUGAUUAAACAAGUCUCUGUCAGCGUAGACUACCACUGAUGAAACAAGUCUCUGUCAGUGUAGACCACCACUGAUUAAACAAGUGUAGAGCACCACUGAUUAAACAAGUCUCUGUCAGUGUAGACCACCACUGAUUAAACAAGUCUCUGUCAGCGUAGACCACCACUGAUUAAACAAGUGUAGACCACCACUGAUUAAACAAGUCUCUGUCAGUGUAGACCACCACUGAUUAAACAAGUGUAGACCACCACUGAUUAAACAAGUCUCUGUCAGCGUAGACUACCGCUAAUUAAACAAGUCUCUGUCAAUGUAGACCACCACUGAUUAAACAAGUUUCCGUCAGCGUAGACCACCACUGAUUAAACAAGUUUCCGUCAGCAUAGACCACCACUGAUUAAACAAGUCUGUUGGUGUAGACCACCACCAAUUAAUCAAGUCUGCCAGCGUAGACCACCACCACUGAUUAAACGAGUCUCUGACAGCGUAGACCACCACAGAUUAAACAAGUCCCUGUCAAUGUAGACCACCACCAAUUAAACAAGUCUCUGUCAGUGUAGACCACCACUGAUUAAACGAGUGUCUCUCAGCAUAGACAACCACCAAUUAAACAAGUGUCUGUCAGCGUAGACCACCAACACUGAUCAAACAAGUCUGUCAGCAUAGACCACCACUGAUUAAACAAGUCUCUGUCAGCAUAGACCACCACUGAUUAAACAAGUGUAGACCACCACUGAUUAAACAAGUCUCUGUCAGCGUAGACCAUCACUGAUUAAACAAGUCUCUGUCAGCAUAGACCACCACUGAUUAAACAAGUCUCUGUCAUUUUAAGAGUCAAUAAACAGAAACUAAAGUCUCAUUUUCACAUUAUGAGGUCAAAGUUCAGUGAUUUCAGCAGGAAUCAAACAAAAACAUGAAGACAUGAUAACAGCAGGAAUAUUAAUUACAGCCUUCUUAUCAAACGUAUUAACGGCCCUCUCAGUCACUGAUUAAGCAGCUAAUAAUGUAGACUGUAGUGUGUUUAAUGAGUAAGGAGUUCUUUUUGAAAUGGUGUACAGGACAUAAAUUUGUUAUGUAGGUAGAAGAGCUGAUUGAGUGAAGUUUGGUCAUUUAUAAACUGAUCUUUAACCCAACAAACGCGACACCACUGGUUAGCUAAUGUUAGCUCAUCAGUGUAGACCAGACGGCAGGCCGUGGGCACCAUGUUUCUACACGUUGUCUGCAAAACCGACAGAAAUUAACAUAAAAGGUGAAACAUUUACAUCACAAAACAUUAAAAAGUCACCAAUUUUAAAUGGGCGGAGCUUUGAAAUGUGGCGCUAAAGUUCACUGAGUCAAAGGAGCGCCGGUCCAACAGGAAACUCACUUUCACUUCACUUCACUUUAUUUAGAUUUUUUUCUGAAAAUGAACCAGUUAGUUCCUGAUUAAAGGGUGUCUACCGAACUAACGUCACACAGCAGCACAACACGAGCUAAGAUCCAAACAAACCUACAAUAAAUACAUGAUUAAUCUGUUGACUUUAAGAUGUGCAGCUUGUUCAAAGUCUCGGGUUUGUUCACCUCUACCCUUCGUCAUCUUCAUCUGUGUCCUGAUCUGUAUCUAUGAAAUGCACUACGUUACCCCAGAGUCUGAUCUGUCCAACAUAAAUCACCUGAGUGUGUUUUAGGUUCACGUUGUUGUAAAGUUCAGAGAUGUUGAGUCAAAUCUAUAAAGUUAUAAUAUCUUUGACAUAACAUGACCUACUGAGACAAACGACCCUCCCCCUGCUGUGGCCUUUUUCCUCUUUGGGAACAUUUUUAAUUGAAGGGAUUUUUGUACAUAUUUUAACAGCAGUUUGUGUUUUUGUUGUUCUUCCUAAAGUUGUGCAGCAUCAGUAGCACCUGAUAAAUAUUUAAUGUAAAGUCAAUUAUGUUUAACAAAGUUGUCUCCUAAAAACAGUCUCUAAUGAAAUAUCAUGUACGACUCACUAAACAUUUCCUCAUUAUAUCAAAGUGCUUCUUGUCCUCAGUCUGUCUGACCUACAUCUGCAUCAUCAGUGAUACAGAACAUUUCCUGUAAACACAGUCAGAAAUCAGAAGUAGGGCAUCGAGCCAAAGUCUGACCCCGAUGGAUAAUCUAACAUGUGUCCUUUGUAGUUGUACCGUAACCAUCAGCACCUUUGAUACGGUCACACGUCAACGCUGUGAUUUCUAUUUGAUGUUUUUAUAUAAAUAUGUAAAAAGCUGAAGACUGAACUAUUGAAUAAAACACAUCUGUAAUAACUGGC
Molecule: messenger RNA, 5434 nt
Organism: Epinephelus lanceolatus (giant grouper)
Lineage: Eukaryota; Metazoa; Chordata; Actinopteri; Perciformes; Serranidae
Gene: swap70b
Product: switching B cell complex subunit SWAP70b
Cellular component (GO): nucleus; cytoplasm
Molecular function (GO): calcium ion binding
Source: RefSeq, a predicted model, not a curated record